Molecule: messenger RNA, 1758 nt
Organism: Pocillopora meandrina
Lineage: Eukaryota; Metazoa; Cnidaria; Anthozoa; Scleractinia; Pocilloporidae
Source: the annotation of a GenBank genome assembly
AUGUCAUCUUCACUCCGUAGGACACCGUUUAAUUGGCUGCUUGUCAACCUAGCUUUAGCAGACAUUACGUUCGCGUUGUUCCAAGUACCGAAUCACAUUUUAACGUUCACCCCCCCUGACGGGACCAUUGGCUCAGCUUUAUGCAAAGUGCUCACCGCUGGUAAUGUGGCUUGGGUUGGGGCGGCGGCUGGAUCCAUUACUCUGGUCGUAAUAGCAUUUGAACGUUACUAUACCGUGAGGUGUCCUGUUAGUGGCAAAGGAAAACUUACCAAGAAUACAGUGAAGGUGACAGAAUAGAAAUGUGAUCACAAUAUAAUGGUACUAGACUCGUGCUCAAAAGUUUACAGCUUUACAUCGGUAUUACUGUGCUGAUAAGAAGAAUUUGAUAUCUUAGCCCUAAGCAAUCAAAAACUUCUUCUGAUCAUUUCCUUUAUUCUCAUGACCUUAAUGCUGGAUUCAGAGUUGAUAUUGUAAAGAGAAAUUACAUGCUAGACACCGUAGGGGUUAAAGAGCUCAAUGUAUAGGGUCAUUGUAAUGGGUCUUCUGUCUAAAAAAGAUUGCACUGCAAAUCCUAUAGUACCAGUCAGGAAUAAAAAACGUGUUGUUGAUACAAUAUCUUUUGAUAUCUCAGGUUAUCAUUCCUGCUUGUUGGAUCUUUGCAGCGGCAGCCAACAUACCUCUUUUCUUAGUUACAAAAUAUGAUAAGAAAACAGGAGACUGUCAGUGGAACUGGCCUGAAGACUGGAUGGGUGCGGCGAAUGAGACCUCAUGGCUUGUGCUGUUGGCCUGUACUCCUUUGACACUGAUGAUCGGCUUAUACUCGAGGGUCGUCUAUGAAUUGUGGUUUAAGCCUCGUGAUGGUCCUGAAGUCGUUUGUAGGUACAAGGUAAUGAUGACUUAAGACAGUUCAUCUCGUAUCACAGAAAAAGAUGAAUAGCUCAGCUAACUCGGUCAAGCGGGUGGAAGGUAAUCAGCGAAAAAAAAGUGAAAGAAGAUCUUUCUCUGUGUUUUCUUGGGUCGACUUAUUUUCUUUGCGUAUUUCUUUUCAUUCUUGCGUCGUACAAAGCUAAGAAAGAGGGGAGGGUCUUGGACUAGGUAUAAAACAACUUCGUUCAUAGAUCCGUACCAAUGACGCUCUAAUAAAAUGCGAUUGAGAUAUCAUUCCUUCGCCUACAUGAUAUCUGAACGGUCCUACCGAGAAUUCUGACGUCACCGAUUGAGCUUCAACUCGCUCACCUAGCUUUCCCAAUAUCUCACGCAGACAACAUAACACGAUAUUUUACGCGUUCCUGUGGAUUUUGCAAUUAUGCAGUGGUGGGUUUCACACUUAGGAAUAAUGUGACCUAUCGAUAAGGCUCAGAAUUAUUAAACCAAGUGAGGAGCUGUUAACCGAGUGGUUCAUUCUAUUCUACCUACACUCUUCUUUUUCAGGGAAUACUGAGAGUGCGCAAACGAGUCACAUUGAGUGUAAUCACUGUCAGUGUUAUCUUUGGAGUCUGUUGGAUCACAGGCCUUCUUAUUUACGUCUUGAGUUACUAUGACAUUCUUGUGUUUGGUUCAGCUUCUCACGCCGUUUCUGACACUAUGUUUAUGGUUAAUUCUUCUGUCAAUCCUUUCGUGUACGCGCUGCUCAACGAACGUUUCAGGCAGAAGAUCAAGGCAAUGUUACACUGCACGUGCAAAUCAAAAAGAUAUUCCCCUGCAACACACGAGCCAGCAACGAUAAUCCAUCAUAAGCACCAACUAAAUACCAAGUAA